Molecule: messenger RNA, 3344 nt
Organism: Ilex paraguariensis (yerba mate)
Lineage: Eukaryota; Viridiplantae; Streptophyta; Magnoliopsida; Aquifoliales; Aquifoliaceae
Source: the annotation of a GenBank genome assembly
AUUGGCAAUCCAUCUUCACUGUUGCUGAACUUGCAAAAGCUUCACCAGUGAAACCCUCUUUUGUUGCAUCGCUUUCUCUUUCUUCAACUUCAAUCUCUAUUCGGCUGUAUGCCAUUACCUUACGUCUUUAUAGUGGAAAUGAACUGUACUGUUGGUUGAAUUCACAAAUUUAUAUAUAUUUUCCAUGGAUGGAAAGCGAAGAUGCAUCACAUUCCCAUCUCUCUAAAUCAGUUACUUGUGUCUCCUUCAAAAAAUUCCUUCACUUUCUCUCUCCUGCCCAAUGCUCACAACCCAUUUUUCUUCCAAACCCAGAAAUCUUACAUUGAUGGACACCAAGGUUGUUCCUUUUCUCUCUCUGACUUUCUAUCUCAUCCAUUUAUCAGCUGCUUUCACACCCCGUGACAAUUACCUCAUAGACUGUGGAUCAAAGGCAAACACCACGGUUGAUAACCGAAACUUUAUCGGCGAUUCGACGAAGUUGGGUUCGGUUUAUCUUUCUUCAGGACAAUCGAUCUCUCUCACGAACACAAACCCAUUUUUGAAUUCAUCUAUGCUUUACAGUACAGCUAGAGUCUUCACUAGUGCUUCAAGCUAUACAUUUAGCAUCAGGAAAAUUGGCAUCCAUUUGGUACGGCUUCAUUUCUCUCCAUUCACUUCUCAGAAUUACAAUCUCAAUAAUGCAAAUUUCAGCGUUUCGGCUAAUGGGGUUUCCCUUUUGGGCAAUUUUAGUUUUGAAUUUGCUGUGCUCAGAGAGUUUAUCUUGAAGGUAGAUAAGGUAGAGUUCGAAAUAUUGUUUGCGCCUAUAGGUGAUUCGGGUUUUGCGUUUGUUAAUGCAAUUGAAGUGUUUUCGGCUCCUGAUGAUUUUAUUCUUGAUCACGGGACUAAGUUAAUUGAUCCUAAUGGAGUUGAAGAGUUUAAGAACAUUUCUUCACAGAUUUUAGAAACAGUUCAUAGGAUUAAUGUUGGGGGUUCAAAGUUGACCCCUUUCAAUGAUACCCUUUGGAGGUCUUGGCUUCCUGAUGAGGACUUCCUUGUUUUGAAGUCUGCUGCUAAAAUUGCGAGCACUACACAUGUCCCGAAUUUUCAGGAAGGCGGCGCCACCAGAGAGAUUGCUCCUGAUUAUGUAUAUAUGACUGCACAGCAGAUGAAUAGGGAUAAUGUAACGUCAAUUUUUAUGUUCAAUAUAACGUGGGAGUUUCCAGUGGGAUUGGGAGGUGUUCGACACUUAGUUCGCCUGCAUUUCUGUGACAUAGUUAGUAUUGCACUUAACCAGAUGUACUUCAAUGUGUUUAUCAAUGGGUUUAUUGCUUAUAAAGAUCUUGAUCUCUCUGUCCUAACAUACCAUGUGCUUGCAUCUCCUUACUACAUUGAUUUUGUUGUGGAUUCGGAUAAUUCUGGAGUUCUGAGGAUUAGUGUUGGCCCUUCUGAACUGAGUACUUCUUUGAGAAAGAAUGCUAUUUUGAAUGGAGUAGAGAUCAUGAAGUUGGUAAAUUUUGUGGCUCCACAAACUGUGUCUAAGAAGAAUGACAUUGGGGUUUUGGUUGGUUCAAUUGUUGGAGGUUUUGUUGUUUUAUGUCUGGCAAUAUUUGCAGUUUUUAUUGCAGUAAGAUGCUGGAAGAGAAAAACGAAAUCGAAACCUGCAGAAAGUAUGGGUUGGACACCUCUUCGUGCAUAUGGAGGCAGUUCACUUGCUACACUGUCUGAAGGGACUGCUCUUGCGUCACCAGGCUUGAAUGGAUAUUUUGGCUUAAGAAUUGCUUUUGCUGAUAUUCAAUCGGCGACAAAUAAUUUUGACAAAAGUUUGAUGAUUGGUUCUGGUGGAUUCGGUAUGGUUUACAAAGGGGUCCUUCGAGACAACAUGAGGGUAGCUGUGAAGCGAGGUGUACCAGGUUCCAGGCAAGGGCUGCCUGAAUUCCAGACUGAAAUAAUAAUUCUGUCGAAAAUUCGCCACCUCCAUCUUGUUUCACUUGUUGGCUACUGCGAAGAACAGUCCGAAAUGAUACUUGUUUAUGAAUAUGUGGAGAAAGGGCCACUUAAAAAGCAUUUAUAUGGUUCAGCAUUACUACCUUUAUCUUGGAAGAAGAGGCUUGAAAUAUGUAUUGGCGCAGCAAGAGGCAUUCACUACCUUCAUACGGGUUCAGCACACGGGAUCAUCCAUCGUGACAUUAAAUCAACCAAUAUAUUGCUUGAUGAAAAUUAUGUUGCUAAGGUUGCAGAUUUUGGCCUUUCAAAGUCCGGUCCAUGUCUCAAUGAGACCCAUGUAAGCACUGGUGUAAAAGGAAGCUUUGGGUAUCUUGAUCCAGAAUAUUUUCGGAGGCAGCAGCUUACAGAUAAAUCAGAUGUUUACUCAUUUGGUGUUGUGCUUAUUGAAGUUCUUUGUGCUAGACCUGCUGUAGACCCAUUGCUUUCCAGGGAGCAGGUGAAUUUGGCUGAAUGGGCAAUGGAAUUUCAGAAAAAGGGGCUACUUGAGCAAAUUGUUGAUCCCCAUAUAAUAGGUGAGAUAAAACCAAGCUCUUUGAAAAAAUAUGCGGAGACAGCAGAGAAAUGUUUGGCUGACUAUGGUGUUGAUCGGCCAACAAUGGGUGAUGUGCUGUGGAAUUUGGAAUAUGCACUUCAGCUUCAGGAAACUGGAAGGGAAAGGGAACUUCAUGAAGAUAGUAAUAUCACUGCUUCAGAGCUCGCAACACAGAGAGUUGUUCCUGCAAUUCGCUCUACUAAUAUAGGGAGUGAGGGAGAUAACAUUGAUGGGACUUCAGACAUAACAACAAGCCGAGUUUUUUCCCAAUUGAUCAACAAAGAAGGUAGAUAGCUUUUAGGUGCAAAAUAAUCAGUCCCCUCUAUAUCUCACCAGCAAUUCGUAGCUCACAAGUCCUGGGAGGCACAUCUCUUAGAGGUUGAUGUCACCUGGUUUAUACAUGGCAAAAGCCAGCUUCCUUAGUCUCCUACUGGCCUAUGCUGGCACAAGAGAAAAGGGCUUUGGACGAACUGGACACUGAUGAACUGUGUAAGGAUUUUCCAUGAAUAAUAAAAGGGUUCAAAUCUUUCAUUCUUGGUAAGACUAUCGCAUGCUAUGGCUGCAACAAAUGGCUUGAAUUGCUCACUUGAUACUGCAUUUUCCAGUGAAUUAAUCAAUUCCUUUUUGAGGGCCCCUGUCAUGGUGGACAAUAUGCAGUCGGUAUGGCCACUCAGAAGGAAGGUGGGUAGAAUGGUGGACCCUCCACCAAGGGUCCCUGUAGAAAAAAGAAGACUUCUUCAUCAUAAUUUGAGGGAAAGCUUCUAUUCCUUUCACUCGGUUACGGUGGUUGACUUUUAAAUGUUUGUAAGUUCUCUUGAUUUUUUUUUUU